Molecule: messenger RNA, 3534 nt
Organism: Moneuplotes crassus
Lineage: Eukaryota; Ciliophora; Spirotrichea; Euplotida; Euplotidae
Source: the annotation of a GenBank genome assembly
AGCUAAAGUUCAACUUUACAGAUCCCCAGAAUGAUUGUGGCCAGGCAGCCAUUAAACUAUGUGCGGAAGGAAGUGCAAUUAUUGCUGAAAUCCAGAGACUAUGAAGAUUUAUUUCUCUUGUAUUCAAAGAUGAAGAAUCCUACGAAAGAAGAGUUUAAUCCAAGAUUAUGAAGAUGAGAUCCAGAACACCGUUGAAUUGAUUGAACUAGAUGAAAACUUCAGAGAAUCUUAUAUAGACAUCAUCGAGAGAUUCUAUCAGCUAUAUACAAGUAUUUAUCUUUACUAUCAGAAUUUUGUCAAGUAUCUCGACAAUUCAGGGACGGUUUCUUCUUUGAGUAUACUUUUGAAGGUAUUUUGCUAUUGAGAGACUGCAGACAACUAAUGGCUGAGCUUCUCUAUAACUAUGGAGUCAUGUUGAUACUUUUGGAUAGGCUUACCCCAUCAUACUCUAGAGAGAGGAUCUUAGUCGGCUAUUAUAGAUACAAAGGACAAUCAUCCAUAGGAAACAUUAAAGAAAUUUUUAACUCUGCGGUGGUACAGGAUAUUCCUCUGGUUCUUCAUUUCCUAAAGGGUAUCCCAUCAAGUAUUUCGAUAGGUUCUGCUUUGGCAAAAACAUUGUCGAGCAAAUAAAAAGUGAUGAUAUUUACCAAAUGCUGAACUCUUAUUCUUCAAUACAUCACAAAUCUACAACUUUAGCUCAACAAGGAACCAUGAUUUUGUCUGCUCAUUCUUCCUGCCCAAACUUUUAGAGGAUGAAGAGACAAAGAUGAGAGAAAUAGUUGAUAAACACUUCUAUGAUAACUGGGUCAUCCCUGUAUAUCAAGGAUAUCUAGUGGACAUUACUCAGUACUGAGGUCAGUUUGAAGCUUCCAGAAAAGCCAUUAAAAAUAACAUAAACGAGAAGAAGGUUACACAAAUAGCACUUUACCAUCAAGAUAAAGUCAAAACUCUUCGGAAAGACCUCAGACUUUACCUAAAGCAAGGCAAAUUAUUAGAUGAGUACGUUCUUGACAAUGUUCAGCCCCUCUUGCAAUGCCUAAGAGAGUGCAACAUCACUAUUAGAUGGCUUUUAUUACACAGGAAUUGAAGGAGUAAAUCUCUCAGAGAUAUCAUAUUACCCAAUCACGAGACUGACGAUAUUAUUGAGCUCCUUCUAGCUACUUCAAAGUUUGAAAAAGAGCUGAAAGAUCUAUUUGAGAAUUUGGUCAAAACAAAAAGUGAGGUAUGGGCCAAAGAUAAAGGAGAGUGCGUGUUUUACAUACAUGAAAUUGCCGAAUACUUUCUGGAAAACAGAUAUAUGGGUAAACAAUAUGUUGAUGAAAACUACUCCAACUGGUUCAAACAGAUUGGGGAGAGAAUAGAAAACCUCUCUUAUAAACAUUCGACUGUUGCAGGAAGAAUUAUCAAAUCUAUCGUUCAGGCCCUAGAUGAUAUUGAGAUUUAUGAGCCUAUUGAAACUAACAUUCAGAUUAAGCACUUUAUACAAGAGACUAAGAAAGGCCUCCUCCACAUGGUUCGUAGCGUGAAUGUGAAAAGAUCGUAUCUAGUAAAUAUUUCCCAUAUAAGUGAUUUCUCAUAUGCAUGGAAGGUAAUUGAUGAUUAUAUGCUGCAAAUCCAAGAGAGAAUCAAAGAAAAGCCUCCUACUGUUCUUCUCAUUAAAACUUUAUUCAAGAAACUUGCAUCUAUUAUGAAUCUCCCUCUUGGAAGAAUGAUGGAGGCUAACAAUAAUGAUAUCGAAAACAUUGCUAUGUACUACUCCUCAGAGCUAGUGAAGUAUGUCAAAAGAGUACUCCAAGUAAUCCAAACUUCAAUAUUCGAAAACCUUGAAGAGAUCUCUAACUUACUAAUUUCGAAGAUACCAGAGCUCCCUGUAAAAAUGUCAAAGGAUGAACUGAAGAAUUACACUGCAUUUGAAGACAGAUACCAACUAGCGAAGUUAACACAAAAAAUCUCUGUAUACACUGAAGGUAUUCUUUGCCUUGACAAAGCCCUCAUGGGAGUGAUCCAAGUAGAUCCGAAGGAGAUACUAGUUGAAGGAAUUAGGAAAGAACUAGUCAACAAUGUUUCAAGGCUCAUUCACCCUGUCUUUAUCUUCAGCACCAAAGAUGAUAAUAAUGAACUUCAGAAUAAGCUAGGCAAACUUACUGCAAAAUUUAAAGGUCUCAAGAAAUCAUUCGAAUAUAUUCAAGAUUUUCUCAACAUCCCUGCUGAGCAAAUUUGGAGAGAAGAAGUCUCUAGAAUUUUCAGAUAUAGUCUUGACAAAGAAGAAAUGAAUGUAAUCACCAAGAAGAUGGAAUUGAACAGCCUUGAUAUGGGUAUUCCAAUCCCUCAAUAUCCAACUCCAGAGAAUGAUAAAAGCCCUAGUUUCCUUGGAAGAAAGAUGAACCAGCUUGCUAGUAUCUUAUCGCCAGAUAAGGUACUCUAUCUUGACCAAGUCAGUAACUUCUACUCAACAGAGACUGGCAGACAAGUGUUUGGGCUCAGAAAUAGCCUUGAUCAAAUACUCAGCUACAGAAUAGUCAAUGACGUCAAAGUAUUCAUCAGAGAGUACGGCCGAAUGAUCGGUGGAGGAGGAAUCAAGAAACAGGAUAGUAUAAAAUCUGGAACUAGAGUUGAAAAUCUUAAGCAUACAUUAAAGACAUUUGAAAGAGGAAUUCCUGACUUUUAUACUGCUACAGAAGCCCAAUAUAAAGGAUAUUCCCUUCUCAUGGACUCUUUCAAACCAGUGUAUUCUAAACUUAUAAAUAUAAAGCUGAUUAAAGAAUGCAAUAAAGAUAGAUUUUACUUCCAUCUGAUUUUUAUGAUUCAAUCUCACUGAUCCAAAAUUUGCUCACAAGGCCAGCUACAACUAGUCCGCCGCAUAGUGCUCAGUCAUCUGAACUUUGUUGCAAAAGUGGAGACUCCAUUCUUCUAUUCCUGUCUUUCGAAUCUAAAUACCUCUACUUUCUAUUCAAUGGAAGUCCUUAAAACUCGUGCUCAAGAGAUAAAAGAAGAAAUUAUAGAAGAAAUGACCCCCAAUACUAAGAGAAAAAGAGAAAAUAGCGAAGAACACCACAGAGAUGAGACCAAGGAACCCAUUCAUAAGGUCUAUGUUCUGACUAAAGAUCUUGACUAUAUGGCACUUAAUAUGCUUUUGAUGACUUUGAUAGCUUCUAAUCAUCUACAAUAUGAUUUGAAUGUCAAUUCACUUGUGAGAAAGAACAAGAACUCAAAUAUAGACGGACCUUGUUUCGUUAUGGGGUUGAUCACGAUCUUCAAGCAGUUUCAUAACUCAUAUUUUAAGAAAUACCUAGUGUAUAUGUCACACUACAUAAAGUCUUCAAUCGAAGUCUCCAAAGACAAAGGAUCUCUCCAAAAGCAAGGGUGCUACCCUGAAGAUGUUACUAUUCUGUUUGGCAUCCUUGAAGAAAUUCUCAGAUUUGGUAAAUACGACAGAGAAGUUAUUAAGCAAGUUAUGGGAGUCAACUUCCUCUUCGAUAAUUUCAAGAGCAUUCCAGGAGGGUCUCAUAAAAAGUAGAUCAUUCAAUAUAGAAA